Messenger RNA from Amaranthus tricolor (Joseph's coat), 2526 nucleotides. RefSeq lists its product as uncharacterized. Gene Ontology annotation, biological process: methylation. The transcript has 7 exons. The record is from RefSeq and is a predicted model, not a curated record. Bases 96 to 2279 code for a protein of 727 amino acids. NCBI's taxonomy places the organism in Eukaryota, Viridiplantae, Streptophyta, Magnoliopsida, Caryophyllales, Amaranthaceae. Gene Ontology annotation, molecular function: protein dimerization activity; S-adenosylmethionine-dependent methyltransferase activity; O-methyltransferase activity.
CCAAACUCUUCUCAGUUUCAACCCAAUACUACAUAGUUUUGUUCCUACAAGCUCAUUUCUUAUACUUGGUUUUAUUUCUUUAGAUACCCAACAAGAUGAGCCCAAUGGCAGCCCAAAUGACCCAAGACGAGGCCUGUGCCCAAAUGACCCAAGACGAGGCCUGUUCUUACGCCAUGGCAGCAAUGGCAAGUGGGUCGGUUCCAUUCAUGGUUCUUAGAGGAAUAGUUGAGCUUGAUGUGUUUGAAAUCAUCAAAAGAGCAGGACCAGGUGCUUACUUAUCCCCAUAUGAGAUUGCGGCCCGAUUACCCACCAAGAACCCGGAUGCUGCAUCUAUGUUGGAUCGGAUGCUCCAGGUUCUGGCGAGCUAUUCUGUUUUUAGUUGUGAGAUUAAGACUCAUUUGGAUGGUCGGGUGGAUAGGGUUUAUGGGCUUGCCCCGGUUUGUAAGUACUUUACUAAGAAUGAAGAUGGUGUUAGUUUUAGUGCUCUUGCUUUGAUGCACCAAGAUAGAGUUUUCAUGGAGAGUUGGUACUAUUUGAAGGAUGCUGUUCUUGAUGGAGGCAUUGCAUUUAACAAAGCUCAUGGCAAGGCUGUAUUUGAGUAUAUUGGAACAGAUCCAAGAUUCAACAAAGUUUUCAACAAUGCAAUGUCAAACCACUCUACCAUUAUUAUGAAAAGAAUCCUUGAAACAUACAAAGGAUUUGAGGGAUUAUCAACUUUGGUUGAUGUUGGAGGUGGCACUGGUGCAAUUCUUAAUAUGAUUAUCUCUAAAUAUCCUAAAAUUAAAGGCAUCAAUUUUGAUUUGCCUCAUGUUAUUGCUGAUGCACCUGAAUAUGAUGGAGUGGAGCACGUUGGAGGAGAUAUGUUUGUAAGUGUACCCAAGGGAGAUGCUAUAUUUAUGAAGUGGAUAUGCCAUAGUUGGACUGACGAGUGCUGUCUAAAGUUCUUAAAGACUUGCAAUGCUGCCUUACCUGAUCAUGGUAAAGUUAUUGUGUGCGAAUUCAUACUACCAGUUGCACCUGAAACUACCCAUUCAGCCAGGACACAAUUUAUCCUUGAUGCUAUUAUGUUAGCACACUGUGCUGGUGGGAAAGAAAGGACUCAACCCGAGUAUGAAAGAUUAGCCAAAGAAGCCGGUUUUAAAGGGUUUAGAAUAGCUUGUUCAGCUUAUGACAUUAAAAUCAUAGAAUUUUUGAAAAUGGAUGAAGUUAGCUCAGUCACAACCCAAUUGCCUGAAGAUGAGUUGUGUUCAUAUGCUAUGACAAUUGCAGCCGGGUCGAUCCCACCCAUGGUUCUUAGAGCAGUUGUUGAAUUGGAUGUUCUUGAGAUCAUUAAAAAGGCUGGGGUAGGUGCAUCUUUAUCUCCUGAAGAGAUUGCUGCUCAAUUGCCUACCAAGAACCCGGAAGCUGCUAGCAUGUUGGAUAGGAUGCUUCGACUUUUGGCUAGCUAUUGUGUACUGUCUUACUCUCUUCAGACCCUGCCUGAUGGUCGGGUUCAAAGGUUGUAUGGACUUGCCCCGGUUUGCAAGUUCUUAACCAAGAAUGAUGAUGGUGUUAGUUUAGGUGCUCUUUCUCUUACAAUUCAAGAUAAGAUUCUUAUGAAGAGCUGGUACUACUUGAAAGAUGCAGUUCUUGUUGGAGGUAUUCCUUUUAACAAAGCCUAUGGAAAAGCUGUAUUUGAAUACAUUGGAACAGAUCCAAGAUUCAAUAACAUUUUCAACAACGGAAUGUCAAACCACUCUACCAUUAUUAUGAAAAGAAUGCUCAAAACCUACAAAGGAUUUAAAGGUGUUUCUACCUUGGUUGAUGUUGGAGGUGGAACUGGUGCUACUCUUAACAUGAUUAUAUCGAAACACCCUAAAAUCAAAGGCAUCAAUUUCGAUUUGCCUCAUGUUACUGAUGUCGCACCCACAUAUACCGGAGUCGAGCACAUUGGAGGAGAUAUGUUUGUAAGCGUACCAAAAGGAGAUGCUAUGUUCAUGAAGUGGAUAUGCCAUAGUUGGACUGACGAGCAAUGCCUAAAGUUCUUGAAGAAUUGCUACGCAUCCUUACCAGAAGACGGCAAAGUGAUAGUGUGCGAGUACAUACUUCCAACUGCACCCGAGACUAGCUAUGGAGCCAGAGCAAUCUUCCAAUGUGAUGCCCUCAUGUUGGCUCACAACACUGGUGGGAAGGAAAGGACUAAGCGAGAAUACGAGGGUUUAGCUAAAGGAGCUGGAUUCAAAGGUUUUACUGUUGCAUGUGUUGCUUAUGAUACUAAGAUCAUGGAAUUUUUGAAAUAGAAUGCUAAUCGAGCACACAAUAUUUUUUUAAGUUUUGUUUUUGGGAGGGAUUAGACAAUUGAACUUUUUUUUCAUUUAGUUACCCAUUAUUUUAUCAACGUAAUAGCCCGAUAUAAUUGUUAAACUUUCGCAUUUAUUUAAAUUAAUUUGUUUAAUUAGCUGGUUAGUUUCGAAUUGUUACACUUAAAACAUAAUAGAAUAACUACAUUUCUUUUUAAUGUUACAACUAUUGUUUAGUUUUCUUUAU